AUGAAUGGGUACACGUUGCGCGACGUUCUCAGUCUCGUUGAUGGAUUGAUAGUGCGCGAGGAGUGCGAAGACGGUGGGAGCGAGAAAGAAAAUGAGAAAAAUGAAGAGAGUGAGACAAAUAAAGCAAAUGGAAACGGGAGCGAUAUAGAAAAUGAAGAAAGAGAAAAUGAAGUAAAAGAAGAUGAGACAGAAAAUGAAGGGGAUAGAGGAUAUGGAACCAAGAGUCUCAAUGGCGAAAUUCGAAUUAACGAAACCAAUGCCACUAUACUAGGGCUUGCGCUUGGGUCGACAUUCACAACUGCGAUGGAAUUGGUGGGAAACCAAGCGGUGGCUGUUGUGUUGUUUGCAACGGGGGAGAUCACUGCGACCGCUAAUUCUGCAACCCUGACUGCGAAAUCCUCCGCGAAUUCUGCUAACCUCUCCCUAACCGCCGCCGCAUAUCUUGCCCACCUCGAGACAGACUACACCAACAAUCGCUAUCCCAUUUGUGUUGGUGUUCCCGCCCUCACAGUAAACGACAAACACUGCACCCACGUCGUCGACCUCACAGCAUGGUACUGUACCUGUUACACCCCCUAUUGUGCCCACCUCGUCGCAGCCGCUAUCGCCGUUCGCAACCGUCUCGUGAGCGCGCGCCACCGCACCUGCCCAUCGCUACCGUUGGGCCCAAUCACUGGCGCACUUAACGACAUUUUAUUUUCCUGA
This is a messenger RNA of Meyerozyma guilliermondii ATCC 6260, 705 nucleotides long. RefSeq lists its product as uncharacterized. The coding region runs from base 1 to 705 and encodes 234 amino acids. NCBI's taxonomy places the organism in Eukaryota, Fungi, Ascomycota, Pichiomycetes, Serinales, Debaryomycetaceae. The record is from RefSeq and is a predicted model, not a curated record. The transcript has a single exon. Gene Ontology annotation, molecular function: zinc ion binding.